GUAAUAUAGGAAACUAACCCUUCGCACCCGCAAUUUAUUUGAAAAAAAAACAAUGAAAAAACAAAAAGAAAAAAAUAAAAACAAGAAGACGACAAAUAACGAAAAAUUACCCAUUCUCCUCAACACUUCAUUGUUUCCUUCAACGAACUUCUUCUCCCUCCUCAUCCCUCUUUCACCAUGGAUUCUGUCUCCGGUUACGCCGGAGCACGUCAGCCUCGAUCCGGGGGAAAAAUUGUUCGACCUCGACGCACCGCCGCCUUCAGGACGCCGUAUGACCGCCCUGUUCCGAGAUCCCGAGAUCCUCCUCAGCAAAACCCUAGUUGGAUCUCCAGGCUUGUUUACAAACCUGCCAGCGUAAUUGCCUCCGGCGCCGGUAAAUUCAUUUCUUCUGUCGUUUUCUCCGAAUCAUCCUCUUCUUCCUCUGAGGGCGAUGACUCCUCUUCAGAUAUUGAUGGUGAUGAGGAUAUUGAGAAGAACAUUACCAAUGUUACUGACGAGGACCUUGUGAAUGCGCAGCAACCAACUAUCCAACGACUCAGUUCUAAGCGUGUAAUUGAGCAGCUUCUCAUGCAAGAAACAUUUGCAAGGGAAGAGGGUGAUAGAUUGAUAGAUAUUAUCAAUGCUAGGGUUGUAGAUCAUCCCAGUGUCCCCACUGCGGUUGAGGGGAGGCAUAAUGAUAAUGAAUUGACAAGUGACGAGAAUGUGGGGGAAAUGUCCAAUACAGCUGUUAUGGAAGCAAAAAAAUGGUUGGAGGAGAAGAAAUCAGGAUCAAGUUCAAAGUAUAAAGCAACUGAAGAUGGUGCUGGAUCGCCUGUGGAUGUGGCCAAGUCAUAUAUGCGAGCUCGUCUGCCUUGGGGAUCUCCGGCUGCGAAUAAUUCAGAGUUUCGAUCACCAUCAUCAGCAGGAAUGCAACGGACACCCUUUCCUUAUAGUGCUGGAAACUUUUCCUCGUCUAAGCUGAGAAGGAAAUCUGGUUCUAAUAAGUCAUGGAAUAUUCAAGAUGAAAUUCGCAAAGUCAGAGCUAAAGCAACAGAGGAAAUGCUUAGAAGUCCUAGUAGUGUAGCCAAUUUGGAACCUAAACCCAGCUCCUAUGCUUUAGCGACUGAUAUGCUAAAAGGAAAUCCUGCGUCUUUGAAUUCCGUUGGACCUGAUCAAGCUCUACAGAAUGAACAAAGCGGGGUUUUACCAAAUUCAACCAUACCUACCUCUGAACAAAAUCAGACUAUGGGAGCUAAUCUAGGGGCUGAAGAGGCAGGAGUUUUACACACUAGAUCUAAUGAAGUUGGUUUGUAUGAGACAUUUUUCUCCACACAAGGAGGCAAGCCAUCUGUAGAUGUCCUCAAUGCUCAAGAUGAUGAUUUUAUCCAACCUAGAUCGACUAUUGGAGACACGACAAAUGCUGUCUUGGCUCUUGGGGCAACUUUGGAUCCAACUGGGAACUUUUGCAUCCCAAAAGAUGUGUUUGAAACAGCGAAAGAAGCUGAUGAUACAGGCGCAUCACAUCCUGCUUCUAACGGUUUCCCAUCUUCAUCACCUAGUCUAGUGGCUAUGGAAGGUCAACCAAAACCCAAACCACCAGAAGAAACCGAGGCUUCGCAGCCUAUAGCUGAAAUUCAUGGUGAUGAUAUGACAGAAGGGAAUGGCUCGGAUGGUGCAGUUAACAACGAAAACAAUGACAGCGACUCAAGUGCCUCACACAACAGUUCAAGCACGCAUGAAGAAGAGUGGCUCCCGGGAGACCAGUCUCUACCAAACUCAAACUCGGCAAGUAGCAGUCCGGGUACUACCAAGGUCUUGGCAUACAGCAGAAGAGGAAGAGGCCGUGGUAGAGGAAGAGGUCGAGGAGGUCGAGGCAAAGGACGGGCCAAACCGACUCUGUAAGAUGAGCUGUACACAAUAACCCGAUGCAGUAGGAGAGUAUUAUGAGGUAGGAUUAUGUGACAUCUCUUAUAGAUUUUAAUCUCAACUCUGUUUGUGUUUGGUCUCGUUGGUCACUUCAUUAUCAUUUAGGUUUUCUUGUAGUAUUAUGAGUUAGGAGGAUUUGUCUUCUCGAGUUAUGUGGUAUUCUGUCUGUUUUUUCUUCUUCAUUUGACUGAAUCUCCACUGUUUAUGAUGUAAGUUUGAAGCUUGGUUUCUUUCCAGCUGACGAAGCCUUGUAGUUUGCAGUUUCCAAUCCAUGUUGAACUCUUUUUUUUUUCA
Messenger RNA from Capsella rubella, 2199 nucleotides. Its product is annotated as protein KAKU4. Gene Ontology annotation, cellular component: nuclear envelope. Gene Ontology annotation, biological process: nuclear membrane organization. Lineage: Eukaryota; Viridiplantae; Streptophyta; Magnoliopsida; Brassicales; Brassicaceae. The record is from RefSeq and is a predicted model, not a curated record. Bases 178 to 1881 code for a protein of 567 amino acids. The transcript is spliced from 12 exons.